UCCUGAAUAUAAAUGGAGAUCUGGGACGAAAACAUCCUGUGAAGAUUCCUCUGUCUGGGUGUCCUCCAAAUGGACUGUGUGUGUGUGUGUUUCCAUUACUUUUGUGUGUCUCUUACUGUAUGUUUUAGGUAUUCUUGUGUGUCCAAUCUUUUCGUGUUUCUGGUCUAUUUUUUGAAGUUUUCAGUCAUUUUGUGUUGAUUUUCAGUCUGUGUUCCCAGUUUUUCUUGUGUAUGUUUCCAGUCUAUUUGUUUUAGAUAUUUUUUAUAUUUCCAGUCUUUUUCAGUCUGUUUCCAGUGCUUUGUGCAUGAUUUCAGCCUUUUGUGUGUUUCAAGUCUUUUUGUGUAUAUUUUCAGUCUUUUUGUGGUCCCAGUCUUAUUUCCAAGGGGUUUGUGUGUUUCCAGUCUUUUGUGUAUAUUUUCUUUCAUUUCGUGUUUCCAGUCUUAUUUCCCAUGUUUUUUUUGUGUGUUUCCAGUCUUUAUAGGUAUGAUUUCAGUCUUUUAGUGUAUAUUUUCAGUUAUUUUGUGUGUGUUUCCAGUGUUUUUGUGUAUAUUUUCAUUAAUUUUGUGUGUCUUUCCACUCUUAUUUCCAGUGGGGUUUUUUUUUUGUGUGUGUGUUUCCAGUGUUUUUGUGCAUGAUUUCAGUCUUUUUGCGCCUCCCCGCCGCGGUCCUCUCUCCCCGGCCCGGAGCGGAGCUGGAGGCCGCUGUGCCGCCGCGGUGCAGCCGGAGGAGGGCAGCAGGGAGGCGGCCGCAGCUGCAGCUGCGCUCGGAUGCGGCGGAGGAAGCGGCUCUUCUGCAUCUCUUCCUGUGCCUGCAGCUCGCUGCCUCUCCGGAGCUUCGAGGCUCGGCGCGCCGGGAAGAAACUCGCCUCUCAGGCCGGCGCAUGGCCCGGAGAGACGGCCGGGACCUCCGCAGCGCACAGCCGGCCGCAGCGGUCGUGGAUGCGGGUUGUUCACGCCGGAGGCUCCCCGCCCGCCUCCCCCGCCUCGGAGGCUCCGAGCGGCCGCCGAACGUUGCCGAGCAGCGUCGCCGCAGAUAGCGUCUGAGGAGCGGGGCUGACGGUCCCCGAGCCCGGCCCGGCCUCCCUCACCGCGGUGCCGCUAGAGAGCGGCUCCGGAGCGCCGCCGCUGCUCCGCCCAGCCCGCGGGAGGACGAGGUGGAUGUCCGGCCGGAGCACAGCCGGAGAUGGCGGUCCUCAAACUGGCCGAGCAGCCUCCUCUCAUACAGGCCAUCUUCAGUGGAGACUCCGAGGAGAUCCGAAUGCUGAUCUACAAGUCUGAGGACAUCAAUGCUCUGGACUGCGAGAAGCGGACGCCGCUGCACGCCGCCGCCUUCCUGGGGAACGCCGAGGUCACCGAACUGCUCAUCCUGUCCGGAGCUCGGGUCAAUGCGAAGGACAGCAUGUGGUGGACGCCGCUGCACCGAGCCGUGGCGUCCCGCAGUCCGGACACCGUGCGGGUUCUGAUCCGACACUCGGCGGACAUCAACGUGCGAGACAAGAACUGGCAGACGCCGCUUCACGUGGCCGCCGCCAAGAACGCUCUGCGCUGCGCGGAGGUCAUCAUCCCGCUGCUGAGCAGCGUCAACGUGUCGGACCGCGGCGGGCGCACCGCGCUGCACCACGCCGCCCUCAACGGGCACGCCGAGAUGGUGAACCUGCUGCUAGCUAAAGGAGCUAACGUCAAUGCCUUCGAUAAGAAAGACGUCCGAGCUCUUCACUGGGCUUCUUUCAUGGGUCACCUGGACGUGGUGCGCCUGCUGCUCAGUCAGGGUGCCGAGAUCGCUUGUAAGGACAAGAGGGGCUACACGGCCCUGCACUCGGCGGCGGCCGGCGGCCGGAUGGACGUGGUCACACACCUGGUGAGCCUGGGCGUGGAGAUUGAUGAGUCCAACGCCUACGGGAACACGCCGCUCCAUGUGGCGUGCUUCAACGGUCAGGUUCAGGUCGUCAGCGAACUCAUCGACUUCGGCGCCGCCAUCAAUCAGACCAACAACAAAGGCUCCACCCCGCUGCACUUAGCCUCCGCCUCCACCCAUGGAGCGCUGUGCCUGGAAGUCCUGGUCCACAACGGGGCCCAGGUCAACCUGCAGAGUCGGGACGGGAAGACUCCUCUUCACCUGACGGCGGUUCAGGGACGCUUCGCUCGCUCUCGGACCCUCAUCCAGAAUGGCAGUGAGAUCGACAGCGUUGACAAAGACGGGAACACUCCUCUGCACAUCGCCGCACGCUACGGCCACGAACUGCUCAUCCACACGCUGAUCACCAGCGGAGCGGACUGCACCAGGAGAGGCGUCCUGGGAAUGCUUCCUCUGCACCUGGCUGUGCUCAACGCUCACUCCGACUGCUUCGACAGGCUGCUGUCCCCAGGGUUCCACAUUGACACUCCUGACAGUCUGGGUCGGACGUGUCUCCACGCCGCCGCCGCUGGAGGUAAUGUUCAGUGUGUGAAGUUGCUGUUGAGCAGUGGAGCUGAUCACACCCGGACAGACAACUGUGGCAGGACUCCUCUCCAUUACGCUGCUGCCAGUCGUCACCUGUCCUGCCUUCAGACUCUUGCAGGCUGUGGCAGCAGCAUUAACGUCACCGACCAGUGGGGGCGCUCUGCGCUGCACUACGCUGCUGCCUCCGACCUGGAGCGCAGGCGGCGUGUGGCUCUGGAGCCAGAGAGUGAUGGCGUCCAGGCAGAGCGGGAGAAGGAGGCGGGGCUAUGUUUGGAGUUCCUGCUGCAGAGCGGAGCCACCGCGUCCCUCCGGGACCACCAGGGAUACAGUGCAGUCCACUACGCCACCGCGUACGGACACAGACAGUGCCUGCAGCUGCUGCUGGACAGAGAUGACGGUCACUAUGACGACCAGGAGGCCCUGAAGGUCCAGAGCCCGCUGCACCUGGCAGCGUACCACGGCCACGCUCAGGCCCUGGAGGUCCUGCUGCAGAGGGACCGGGACCGGGGGGACGUGGACCGGGGGGACGAGGCGGGCAGGACUCCUCUGGCGCUGGCGGCCCUGCAGGGACACGCAGAGUGUGUCCACACUCUCCUCAGCCAGGGGGCGUCGCCGUGCUGCACUGACCAGCAGCACGGGCGCUCCACGGUGCACCUGGCAGUGUUGAACGGUCACACCACGUGUGUGCGUCUCCUGCUGGACGACCCAGACGGUGCGGAGCUCCUCGACGCAGUGGACUCUCAGGGACAGACUCCUCUCAUGCUGGCGGUGGCCGGAGGUCACGUGGACUCCGUGUCUCUGCUGCUGGAGAGGGAAGCCAACGUGAACCUGGCGGACCGCCAGGGCAUGACGGCGCUGCACCUCGGGCUGCUCUGUGCUCAGGAGGAGUGUAUCCAGUGUCUGCUGGAGCAGGAGGCGUCCGUGCUGCUGGGAGACUCGCAGGGACGCACCGCCAUCCACCUGGCGGCCGCCCGCGGCCACGCCGCCUGGCUGAGCGAGCUGCUCGGCAUCGCCUGCUCCGAGCUGCCGGCCCCGCCCCCCCUGAAGGACCACGGCGGGUACACGCCGCUGCACUGGGCCUGUUACUGCGGUCACGAUUCCUGUGUGGAGGUUCUUCUGGAGCAGAGAGGUUGUCGCUGUAUUGAUGGAAACCCGUUCACCCCCCUGCACUGUGCUGUCAUGAACGACCACGAGGCGUGUGCGUCGCUGCUGUUGGAGGCCAUGGGCUCGGACAUCGCCGGAUGCAGGGACUCCAAGGGCAGGACUCCUCUCCACGCCGCGGCGUUUGCUGGACACGUGGACUGUGUCCAGCUGCUUCUCUCCCAUGAUGCACCAGUGGAUGCUGUGGAUGACUCGGGUCGCACCGCAAUGAUGAUGGCAGCUGGAAAAGGCCGAGUCGGCGCUCUGGGGGUCUUGCUGAGCUGCAGCAGCAUUGCUCUGACUGACAAAGAUGGAAACUCUGCCCUUCACCUGGCCUGCAGUAAUGGGAAAGAGGAGUGUGUGUUGUUGAUCCUGGAGAAGCUUCUGGACGCGGCGCUCAUCGACGCCACCAACGCGGCGCUGCAGACCCCCCUCCAACUGGCAUCUCGCAGCGGUCUGAAGCAGGCGGUCCAGGAGCUGCUGUCUCGAGGAGCUAAGGCCCAGACCCUGGACCACAGCGCUCCUGUGGUUCCUCCCCAGACUCCUUGCUGAGGCAGCCCCCCCAACCCCGAUGAUGAGUGGGUCUGGUGCCGGCCCCUGGGGUCCCGGAUAUCCAGGAACUCCUCCGGACCCUCUAAUCGGCUCAGAGGACUCAGGCAUCUUCUGAAACUCCAACCCGAGUCUCCGACCUCCUACCUCCAGUUUCUUUCACAGCCGUGUGUGUUUUCUGCAGUCUGUCCCUGAAGGGGUGGGGAUGGGGGUGGGGGGGUGUGGACCCCUUCAGGACCCCCUCAGGACCUGCAGCGGCCCCUAUAUAUACUCCUCUCUCCUCCUCACAGGUGCUUCCAUCCAAAGCGACCUUGGUACUCCUGCCUCCACGGAGCUAUAAAAGCCAUUUUUAACUAAUAAUCUUCAACUUUUUCUUCUUGUUGCACCAAAUCUGUGACUUGAUCUUGUAAAGACCGAACCUGAAGACUCACCUGAGCAGGUGCUCAAUCACUUCCUCACAGCUGAAGCACAACGUCCAGCCCGCGGCUGCAUCCCGAGCCGAGCCUUGCACUAUUUUUACUCUGAUUUAAAACCCUGAAACCACGGAAACCAGCACUGACGGAGAAGGGGCGGAGCUGCUGCGUCAGGCGGAGCGCGGUCCGAAGUUUUUAGAAAUGAGGAAUGGGUUCAUUUUCUACGUGAUGCUAUUUUUUACGUGACAGACGGUGAAACAUGGAGACACCGACAAAAACAUGAAGUCUAAUGGAAUCAUAUGGAACGAUGGUAAUAAUAAUAAUGAUAAUAAUAAUAAUAAUACGAUGGUUUAAGGUUGAGCCAUCUGCCGCUGUUAGCCCGAUGCUAUGCUAUGCUAGCAGUGUGGAACAGUGUGAUCGCCGACCCUGCGGGUGGGUCGCAGGUCUGACCUCCUCUGUAUCAGGUCCUAUUUACCCGACGACGCCACUGAAAAUGUAACUUUUUGAAUAAGACUCGCAGGGUAGAGCUUUUGGGUUUUUUUGGGGGUGGUGGGAGGGGGAGGGUCAUAGGUUUGAUGCCUCUGUGUUAGUGAGACGGGUCUUGGGGGAUUCCGGCCGACCCACCAUGGACCGGGUCAGAUUCAAUCUGUGAUUCCCCCCAAUCGUCUGCACCGUGUCCAGUGCCUUGAUGUCCACUUCUUGCUCUUCUGACACCCCCACUACCAUUCCCGCGCCCCCCACAGGUGUAAACCUUCACAGUGUGUUCGAGCAGCUUGGGUACAAUCGUCGUUUGGUGGUACUCCAACAGAACAGUGUUAACGGUGUGAAAAAAGAGCCAAAUGAGUUUGUUCAACAAGCAGAAGUUAAUAAUAAAAAAAGUCAGCAGGAGCGUUUAAAGUCCUUUUUUAUAAAUGUUUUGUAUUAUUGCUCCAUGUGACUCACAGCUGGGAAGCUUUUUUAAGGCACCAAAUCUUUAUUUGUCUUCCUGUUUCACUGAUUUUCUGAUCUGAGUUCAGAUUUUUCUCUUCCUGGAGAACUGAGUGCGCCCAGGGGGCGUGGCCUGGCUCUAAGCCCCGCCCCCUCUACUGUCCGGGUGUAACCUGAGUCUGUCACUCAAACUGGGGCCACGCCCCUCCAGCAAGAGCGGAACCGCAAAAAAAUGUAUUUAAAUAUUUAAAUAGAUGAUCUGAACUUCUUUUCUGUCUUCACUCUUCACUGGGCUCACUCGCUUCAAGGAGAGAAAAAACUUGUUUUAUCUUUUAUUCUCUUUGCUCUCUUUGCAAAUUUUAAAAAUGUUUGUAUACAAGAUGUGACAUUUGUUUGUCAAUGUUGACAUUGUCAUGGUAACGGACGGAAUGGGCGGAGCUUCAGUUCCUGAUGCAGUUCAACACACGAGCUUAGAUUUCUAUAAAGUCACUUCAAGUC
Salarias fasciatus (jewelled blenny) is the source of this 5966-nucleotide messenger RNA. It is a transcript of the gene ankrd44, whose product is annotated as ankyrin repeat domain 44. The transcript has 28 exons. Gene Ontology annotation, molecular function: protein binding. Lineage: Eukaryota; Metazoa; Chordata; Actinopteri; Blenniiformes; Blenniidae. The record is from RefSeq and is a predicted model, not a curated record. Bases 1183 to 4131 code for a protein of 982 amino acids.